Tetrahymena thermophila SB210 is the source of this 1446-nucleotide messenger RNA. RefSeq lists its product as hypothetical. The record is from RefSeq and is a predicted model, not a curated record. NCBI's taxonomy places the organism in Eukaryota, Ciliophora, Oligohymenophorea, Hymenostomatida, Tetrahymenidae. The transcript has a single exon.
UAAAAAUAAUCGAAUAAGAAAAUGGAUUGCAAUUCUCAGGAAAAAGUAAAAUAUUUUUAGAUUGAUUACAAAUUGUCUAAAGGUGACAAUUACAAAGUGAAAGAUGGUAUGAAUUUGAAAACAGAAUUUUUUGAAAAAAUGAAUGAUUUUUAUGACAGCUUGUUUGAAAGAAUCUUAGAGACUUUACCAUCCUUUAAAUUGUUUAAUGACUAUAAUUUUGAUUUAAAUGAGAUCAGUCACAAUACUUGCUUGCUAAUUGGAAAGGAUUGCAAUUGGGACGUGUGUUAAAUAUUCCAUAAAAUAGGGUUUUAAAGGUUGGCAAGAAGGGUCUUAUUACCAGACAUAAGAUGUAACUAAGCAAAAGUAGGGAAUCAAUUAAAUAGAGAUUCAGAAGAAUUUAAAAAAUUAUAAAAUUUUGUGUUAAGAAUAGUAGGAUAAUAUGAUCAAGAUCAUGUACUAUCUACUAAAAAAUAUGGCGAGUUUAUUUUACUUCACUUUUUGUCAGUAUAAGAAUUAAAAAAAGUCAAGUAUGAACAACCAGAAACCAUAUAUAACUAUUUAUAGCCUUAAAAAUCGAAUAAAGAUACAAAAUCAGAUUAAAAGUUAAAUAAUAACAUAAAGUAGUCUCACAACUUCUAAAUGAUAUCAGACUAGUAAUCUCAGUAAGAGCUUUAAUCCUUAUGUGCUUCAGAUUUCAAUAAAAAUAAAUCGAUAGACUAAAAAAGCAUUCUUGAAAAAAUCAACUCUGCUCCAAGCGGUUAAUUUAAAAAUGAGAAACCAUUUAAUUUAGCAAAUGAAAAUAACUGUAAUAAUCAAAUGGAAUUAGAAUAAAUUGAUGAUUUUGACGACAGAUAAACAUGUUCUGAUAAUGAUAUAUACCAGAUAGACAGAGGAGAUUACUAUUAAUUUACUACAAAUUAAAAAAGAAAUAAUGAAAACUAUAUUUUCUAAUAGUAAGAGAAAAGUAAUUAAGAAAAGUUAAUUAGAGAUAAUUUUAGCCUAAAAAACACCUCUUUAAAUCAAAUUUAAAUAGAAAAUAAUAAUUAAUAGAUUAAUCUAAGAUCUAAUAAUAAUCAAGCAUAAUUAAACAAAGAAUUAAAAAGCGCUAAAGAUGUUUCAAUCUCUAAUUAAAGUUCACUAAUUUAAGAAAAUCAAAAAUAAAAUCCACUAAAUUUUCAAUAAUAGUAAAGUGAUACUUUAUAAGAAGAUUUAGAAUUAAAUGUACUUGAAAAAGAAUUUAAAAGGUGCAAAGAGGAAUAUUUAGAUUCAAAGAAGGAAAAAAAAGAUAUAGAGUAUAAAGCAAUUUUAAAGAAAGUCAAGUUCUUUUAAAAUGGGCUUAAGUUAGCAAAAUUAGAAUAGGAGAAGUUUUUAAAAUAAAACCCAGACUACAAUGUUCCAUAAAAGCAGAAUUAGCAACAAUCUAAAGGAUAUUUAUUUAUUGAGUGA